AUGUCGUUAUUGUCUCAGCAGUUGAAGGUGAUUGGAGAAAAGAAUGCCUCUUUGGCUGUGGACAGAAAGUCUCGUCAGCAAAUCCAUUCCAGGUCAUUGCUCUUUGACGCUAAAACUGCAGCCUCCCAAGAUUUUGACUACAUCUUCCAGAUUGCCUCUGAAGGACUUGAGGAGCUCAUAGAGAUUGACUCGAGGUUUGAAAAGUUUUCAUCCACGCUUUUUUCGGAGGCGAGCAUUGAUUUUGACAGAAAUGUCAAAACUAAGGACAUUCUUGAUCCCGUGAACAGGAACUUGGAAGCUUUCAUGAACUUGGCUGCUCCCUACUACCAUUUGGCCCCCACUCUCAAGGCAAUGGAGUGGCUCGUUAGAAGAUAUCAUGUCAACAUUCACAACAGUGAACUUUUAUUUUUGUCCACGUUGUCUUACCACUCGCAACCUGUGUUCACUAGAAUCAUGAACGCCGUGCCUAAGGGAUCCAUGCCCCACAUUUUCUCCUGGAUAUCCCUAUACAAGGAACAGUCGAAACCUUUACCAGCUUCAUCUGUUUUAAAGAGUUUUCACAAUGACCCUGCAUUGUUCAGAUUAUACUCUGAAUACCUUAGAGAACAACUAAAGCAUAAAACAAUCUACAAAGAGCAGUUAGUAUUCUAUUUGUCUAAUACUGCUCAGGUGUUGGCAUCAUACGCUAGAAAUACCGAGAAGCUCAACGAUGAUUACAUUGUUACAGUUUUGGAAGCUGUGAAUGAUCUUUUACUUCCUCAGAAUCAUGAGUUCAAAUACUCAUCCACUCUCAAGGAAGACAUCAAAUUGACAGCUUACGGUAUUAUCUCAAUUAUGACGUCCGUGCUUCCAUUGACUGACGAACUCGUAUAUUCUUUGACCAUCUCCAUUUUGAGUGAUCCCUUCGCAUGGAACAACCUCAGGAGGCAAACAUUGGUCGUCCUCGGACAAUUGUGGAACUUCUAUAAUGAGGAUGACGUGAGUGAGGAGGCGGAAGUUUUUGCUAAUUUGAGCUCUGAAGUGCUCUUGAAAAAUGAAGAAUUGUUGCUCACUUUGAUAGAAGAAAGCUACAACAUCUCGAAGUUCGUCUUCUUUUUCGUGAUAGACAAAUUGAACCACAACGAUGACAAGGCAAUUCGCUUGUUGCAAUUCAUCGAUGUUCCAAAAAAUGACUUGUUCUUCUCCGUGGUCGUGAAGAAGCUUCUUCUUUACAUUACUGAGAAAUGUGUCACUGAUGAAGGAAGAGCUGGUGCUGUUAGCACGUUCGAACAGCUCCUCAAGUCUAAUAAGAGUAAGGUUGUCAAUGAACUCCGCAAACAGUCCAAGUCAAUAUCUGACUUGGAGAUGAUACUCAUGCAUACCAUGGGAGAGUCAGCAAACGAAUCUGCCUAUGAUGGAGACAAUGAAGACGUCGUAAUCGAGAACAACGCCGUCAACUCUUCAUCUGAGGCAAUAAAGUCGAAAGAAACUUACUUUUUGUCUACGGCGGCAAACUUCGAUUUCUUCAAGAUCGUUGAUGCUUUACUUCGUGAGCUCAAGGAGAUUCCUCAAAACAAACAAGUUUCUUAUUUUUUAAAGGCAUCGAAGAGGGCAUUUUUAAAUGACGUCGCCCAUGUAUCUUUUCUUAUAAGGUUGGGUUUCACAGUAUCUGUACCUUUGUCAUCUCGUUUGGUUGCUUUGGGAUGUACUAGAGCGACGCUUCAGCACCUCGCUGAAAAAAAUCAAAGCUUGAAUCUUUACUUAUUGGCGCCAAUUAUCCUCCUUGGAUUAAGUGAUGAAAGUAAGCCAUUUAGAGAUAUUUGUGUUAAUAUCCUUUUACUCAUUCAAAAACACAGUCAGAAAAUUAUAGCUAAAGGGAAGCAAGCUAACUGCACGUUGUUCAUGGAGUCGGAAAUAUACCCGAAUGUUGAAGAAGCCAAGAAGAGUCUUAUUUCCCCAAAUGACGCGAACACAAUGUUAAGUGUUUUACUCGAUGAUAGAGCCAUUAUUGACGAUGUUCGCUUCGACCAUUCUCGUGCCUCAUAUCUAUUAUUCGAUGUACUCUUCAAAUCGACCAAGGGCGGGAGAAAGUUUGGUUCUCUUCUCUUGAAGUCAUUCGUUUACGGGCAAUGGGCAUCUCCCUCAUGGCCACUUGCUUUCAAGCAUAGAGUAUGGCGCAUUAUCGGGUCACAGAACAAAAAGACCAAGGGAUUUGAUGACAGAUUCUACUUUGUAACUGACGCCAAGGAUCUUCUUCUUAGGCGCAAUCCAUGGAUUCAUGAUGCCAGCGCUGAGGGCUUGAACGCCAUCGACGACAUUAUGAAACCUGUAGCAUCUAUGGUUGGUGGACUUACAACAAACGAAAAGAAAAGAGCCAAGGAAAUUGAUUGGUUUGUCAGGGCAUUGAGCACCGAGGAUCAAUUGCAAGUGGUCGCCAAUGAAAGAGUACAAGAAAUUUUCCCACUUCUCAAGGUCACUGAAUUGAAAGUCGGGCUCUGCAAGGAGUUCAUCGAGCUUCUUAUCGAGGAAACUGAUUCAGUUUUGCAUUUCGACCCUCUUGAUACUUUGCAGGGGCUUGAAAUUUUAAAUGAAGACAUGGUAGCAUUGUUGAAUUCUGUGAACAUUGUCACGGAGGUACCUGAGCAGUCUGUUCCUAAGAGAAGAAGAAGAUCCUCUUCAUCUACUCAGAAAAACAUGGCGAGAGAUGAUAUCAACACAAUGGCAGCCGCACAUUUGAGGAAGUUGUCCGUUAUUCUAGAUGUACUCGAAACUCAGUUGCGCAAGUCACAAAGUUUGAUAGCUGACUCUGAUUUAUUACAGGUCCUUUUCAAGAUUUUGACCGACUUGGACUACUUGGGCAAUGAUGGCAAACUUCCUAUUCUUUACGCUCAAGAAACAUUGGCAUCUUGUAUGCAACUUUGCGUUGUAAAGAUCAAAGAAAGUCAAGCUAAGCAUCGAAUCGAUUCAAACUCGAUUAGAGCCGAUUUGAUUGUCAAUUCAAUUAGACUCUCGCAAUCCCCACAAGUGCAAAAUCGGUUAUUGCUCGUCAUCGCUGAAUUGGCAUCGUUGGCUCCUGAGAUUAUUUUACAUUCUGUAAUGCCUAUCUUUACGUUCAUGGGAGCACAUACUGUCAGACAGGAUGAUGAGUUUUCAAGUUCAGCACUUCAGCAAACGAUAUCCAAGGUAGUUCCCGCGAUCACGGCUGCAUCUUCAUCAAUUUCGACUGAAAUCGACUUUUUGUUGACAAGCUUCGUGACUGCCUUUCAGCAUAUUCCAAGACAUCGCAGAGUCAAGUUAUUUGUCUCGUUGGUGCAAACAUUGGGUCAUGAAAAUGCUCUACAAAAAAUUUUGUUUUUAGUUGGUCAACAAUACUCGGCUAACUUGGAAAAAAACAAGGUACAUGAAUGCAAUUCUUUGUUAGACUUUACGGCGGCUCUUUUAAAAACUUUUGAUGCCCAAAUCUGUCUAGAAGGCAUCAACAACUUUUUCAGCUUGUGGAAUCAAAUUCCCAAGGAGCACCUCAAUGGCGAUUCAGAGGAGCUCACGGCUUUGAGCAGCAAACCGAUCUUUGGAUCAGCUGUUGCGAAUGCUACUGAUGAGGAGUUGAAAACACUUAGAGUGAAUUUAUUGAAGUUCCUCAACCUUGUCCUUGGUACUGAUGAGGAGCUCUCACUGAGCACCAAUCUUGUGUCAUUGAAAAUGAAGGUAGCGUUGGUGUUGUUCGACGACCAAUCACCUAAAUCUGCAAAAGAAAUUAUCUUGAAGGACUUUAGCAGGGUUACUUCGUUCAUCUUGGCCUCAUUGGACUCUCACAGUGGUUCCAAGAAAUGGGAAUCUGAUGUUGUCGAUGAGUUAUAUGAAGCACUCAAAUGCUUGUUGAACUUACUUCCAAUGAGUUACUAUGUGACUUCUAUCGCAGAAUCAUUGAAGAAUGCAAAUGACGCGUUGUCGGUGACGGUUGCCAAAAAUUUUGCCAUCCUUGCUGGAACGAAAUUCGAAAACGAAAUGAACGCCAAUUCAUUCGACGAUGCUAUUGAAAGUACAGUUCUCGAAGAAUUGUUGCCAAUUUUGGUUGAAGGUUUUGAGAAGUACGACAAUGUGGAGCUUGUUCAGGCAUACUUGGACACAUUCUCUAUUAUCGUCAGCAAACUCGGACUGUCACUCCCUGAAAUUGCAUCAUCUGAAAACGCAAAACAUCUCAUCGGUACAUUGAAGGUGAUUACUUCUACGAAUGGCUUGUUAAGCAGCAACACAGAGAUCGUUGUUUCAUCCUUGAAUGCAGUGGCCAGUGUGGUGAAGAUAUUCGGUGUAAAAUGUAUCGGAUUUUUUCCCAAGAUCUUACCUCCAGCAUUGAAGAUCUGGGAAUCAACGGCUAGAAAGAAACACAACAACGAUGAUGAAGACUUUGACGAUGAAGAUUUGCAAGAAAAGAACAUGUUAUUGCAGGGUUCCAUCCUUAUGUUGAUAUCUGUUUUGGUAAAGAGACUUCCCGCCUUUGUUGUCACCAACUUGAAGCAAAUCGUCAGAGCCACUGUUGAAAGUGAUCUAGUGGACAGCAGCAUACGUUCCAAGGUGUUGGAAUUGAUUGUUGAGCACGUUGACAAAAGUCAAGUAUUGGUUUGCUUGUUGAAUUUGGCCCUCAAUGACAACUUUUACGCAGAAAAUGAUGCUAAGGAGCUAGGCUUGUACUUAAACAGCGUGAGGUCUUCUAUCGAUUCAAUUGAGAAAAAGAGUGCCACUGCAAACUCGUCACUUUUCAUGAAGUGGUUGAUUAAGUCUUUUGAGUUCAGGAACGAGUUCGGUGAGGACAAGUUUGAGGACAACACAAUCAAUAGUAUCGAGAGCUCGUUCCACCAAUGCGCAAUCGUUUAUGUCAUGAAGUUGAACGAUAAGAGCUUCCGUCCUUUGUUUGCCAAUAUGGUGAGAUGGGCCGCUACAGGAGAGGGGUCAAUAAGCUCCAAAAACACCGAAGUAACGAGACUCGUUGCGUUCUUCAAGUUCUUCAACAAGUUGCAAGACAGGUUGAAGAGUAUCAUCACGUCAUAUUUCUCGUAUAUGAUUGAUCCAACCGUCUCCAUUCUCAACAAAUUUGCAUCUGGUGAUUUGAAGGAGACAAAUUUGAGAAGAAUCGUAUUGAACGCCUUAGUGUCUUCCUUCAAGUACGACCAAGAUGAUUAUUGGUCCCAUCAGCUGAGAUUUGAGACCAUAAUUAACCCUCUUUUGUCUCAGUUGAAGAAUAUCGAGAAACCAAUUGGCAAGUACCUUGUGAGGGCCAUCACCUCGUUUGUCACUAACGUAUCGUCUGAAGAACACAACGAGAAGCUCGUUCAUGGGUUGAUUUACUACAUUUCAAACGAACACGAAAACUCCCUGAACACAAAGUUGUGGACUGUCCGAGUAUUGAGGGAGGUCUUUUUGAAAUUGGGCGAACAAUGGUUGACGUUCUUGCCUACCUUCAUUCCAUACAUUGCGGAGUUGUUGGAGGACGAUGACGAGGAUGUCGAGUUGGAAGUGAGAAAAGAUUUGGUCAGAGUGAUAGAGAAUGUUCUUGGCGAGCCGUUAGAACGUUACCUUUCAUAA
This is a messenger RNA of Candidozyma auris, 5559 nucleotides long. Its product is annotated as snoRNA-binding rRNA-processing protein UTP10. Gene Ontology annotation, biological process: maturation of SSU-rRNA from tricistronic rRNA transcript (SSU-rRNA, 5.8S rRNA, LSU-rRNA); positive regulation of transcription by RNA polymerase I. Gene Ontology annotation, cellular component: t-UTP complex; small-subunit processome; 90S preribosome. NCBI's taxonomy places the organism in Eukaryota, Fungi, Ascomycota, Pichiomycetes, Serinales, Metschnikowiaceae. Gene Ontology annotation, molecular function: snoRNA binding. The coding region runs from base 1 to 5559 and encodes 1852 amino acids. The transcript has a single exon. The record is from RefSeq and is a predicted model, not a curated record.